Molecule: messenger RNA, 1155 nt
Organism: Kalmanozyma brasiliensis GHG001
Lineage: Eukaryota; Fungi; Basidiomycota; Ustilaginomycetes; Ustilaginales
Product: Alcohol dehydrogenase, C-terminal
Exons: 1
Coding region: 1-1155 (384 amino acids)
Source: RefSeq, a predicted model, not a curated record
AUGUCGUCAACAAUUGCACCCGACGUUCCCAAGAAGAUGAAGGCGCUUCGCAUCGAGGAGUUCAACGCUGAUCCGCCCUAUGUGCUGCGCGACGACGUGCCCGUGCCCGAGAUCGGACCCAACGACGUGCUCCUUCGCAUUGCGACCGCCGGCUACUGUCACACGGAGAUGAUGGUGGCGCGAGGAGAGUUUGCUGGCAAGGCACGCAACCCAUUGCCCCUCAUCCCAUCGCACGAGCCUACCGGUGUGGUCGUUGGACUCGGCUCGAAUGCCGCUUCAAACGCUGCUGGUGGCAAGCGAAGCGACGAUGGCCAGAAUAACAACGUGCCGCUCAAGCUGGGCGAUCGCGUUGGCAGCAUCACCUUCCGCGACUUUUGCGGUGAAUGCAGCGAAUGCAAGCGUGGCACACCACGCUACUGUCAGAAUCAGGACAUGGUCGGUGUGACCGCAGACGGAGCUUUUGCGGAAUACAUGCUUGCCGACUAUCGAUCCUGCGUGGUGCUCCCAGAGUCGCUCGACUUUGACUCGGCUGCACCACUCUUUUGCGCCGGCGCAACCAUCUACACUGCGAUCGUCAAGUGUGGGCUCAAGCAAGGCCAAACUCUUGCCAUUAUUGGCGCAGGUGCGCUGGGUCAUCUCGGUGUUCAAUUUGGCAAAUGCCUCGGGUACAAGGUCUGGCUCUUCGAUGCACGAGAUGCGCCAUUGGAGAUGUGCAAGUCGCUGCCCUAUCCUCCAGACAAGACGGUCAACUCGGGCAAGAUCGACGGUCACGACGCCAAUGCUGUCGAUGAGCUCGUCAAGACCCAGCUGGACGGCGAGAGAGCCGAUGCUGUGAUCAUGUGCACCGACGUGAUCCCCGCCUAUGAGUUUGGGCUUGCCAUCACGAAGAACCACGGUCUCUUCAUGGUGGUUGGACAGCCGAACGACCCCAUCCCCAUCCACUACGACCACUUCAUCUUCCGCGACAUCACCGUCAAGGGCAGCCUGCUGGGCGAUCCCGAGACCACACAAGAGAUGUGCGAGCUGGUCGCAAAGCAUAAGAUUCAGGUCAAGACCAUCGCCUAUCCGCUCGAGGAGGUCGACAAGAUGCGUGACGACUACGCCAAGCCGGAGCAUCAAGGAAAGAUGGUCAUCCACGUCAAUGCUGAUCUUUGA